Messenger RNA from Galeopterus variegatus (Sunda flying lemur), 3759 nucleotides. RefSeq names its product beta-site APP-cleaving enzyme 1 (gene BACE1). Gene Ontology annotation, cellular component: trans-Golgi network; endosome; membrane. Gene Ontology annotation, molecular function: aspartic-type endopeptidase activity. Bases 473 to 1978 code for a protein of 501 amino acids. The transcript has 9 exons. NCBI's taxonomy places the organism in Eukaryota, Metazoa, Chordata, Mammalia, Dermoptera, Cynocephalidae. The record is from RefSeq and is a predicted model, not a curated record. Gene Ontology annotation, biological process: membrane protein ectodomain proteolysis; amyloid-beta metabolic process.
ACAAGUCUUUCCGCCUCCCCAGCCCGCCUGGGAGCAGAGAGCUGGGAACUGGAUUAUGGUGGCCUGAACAGCCAACGCAGCCGCAGGAGCCCAAAGCCCCUGGCCCUUCCCACGUCGCCGAUCCAUCAAGGGUACCAGGAAAGCAGCUGCUGCCUGUGAUCUGCCAUGCCCGCCCCUCCCAACCCCCCGAGGGGCCCAAGCCCGCUGCUGAGGCUGGCCACCGGCAGCCAGAUGUAGCCGGCUUCUGGAUCCCAGUCUCUCCCCUUCUCUCGUGCUCUGCGGAUUUCUCCGGCCCGCUUUCCACGGCCUGGACCCGGGGACUGGCUGAGGGGCCUGCAGGCUCCGGAAUCCUGAUGCCUCCAAGCUCCCUCUCCUGAGAAGCCACCACCACCAGCACCCAAACUUGGGGGCAGUCAACAGAGACAGACGUGGGCCAGCACGAGCCCAGAGGGCCUGAAGGCCAGGGCCCACCAUGGCCCAUGCCCUGCCCUGGCUCCUGCUGUGGGUGGGCUCAGCAGUGCUGCCUGCCCUCAGCACUCAGCCCGGCAUCCGGCUGCCCCUGCGCAGCGGCCUGGGGGGAGGGCCCCUGGGGCUGCGGCUGCCCCGGGAGACCGAGGAGGAGCCUGAGGAGCCCGGCCCAAGGGGCAGUUUUGUGGACAUGGUGGAUAACCUGAGGGGCAAGUCGGGUCAGGGCUACUACGUGGAGAUGACCGUGGGCAGCCCUCCGCAGACGCUUAACAUCCUCGUGGAUACAGGCAGCAGUAACUUUGCAGUGGGGGCUGCCCCCCAUCCUUUCCUACAUCGUUACUACCAGAGGCAGCUGUCGAGCACAUAUCGGGACCUCCGAAAGGGCGUGUACGUGCCCUACACCCAGGGCAAGUGGGAAGGAGAGCUGGGCACUGACCUAGUGAGCAUCCCCCAUGGCCCCAACGUCACUGUGCGUGCCAACAUUGCUGCCAUCACUGAAUCAGACAAGUUCUUCAUCAACGGCUCCAACUGGGAGGGCAUCCUGGGGCUGGCCUAUGCUGAGAUCGCCAGGCCCGACGACUCCCUGGAGCCCUUCUUUGACUCUCUGGUAAAGCAGACACACGUUCCCAACCUCUUCUCCCUGCAGCUCUGUGGCGCUGGCUUCCCCCUCAACCAGUCCGAAGUGUUAGCCUCAGUUGGAGGGAGUAUGAUCAUUGGGGGUAUUGACCACUCUUUAUACACGGGAAGUCUCUGGUACACACCCAUCCGGCGGGAGUGGUAUUAUGAGGUGAUCAUUGUGCGGGUGGAGAUCAAUGGACAAGAUCUGAAAAUGGACUGCAAGGAGUACAACUACGACAAGAGCAUCGUGGACAGUGGCACCACCAACCUUCGUUUGCCCAAGAAAGUGUUUGAAGCUGCAGUCAAGUCCAUCAAGGCAGCCUCCUCGACGGAGAAGUUCCCAGACGGUUUCUGGCUAGGAGAACAGCUGGUGUGCUGGCAAGCAGGCACCACCCCCUGGAACAUUUUCCCAGUCAUCUCACUCUACCUAAUGGGUGAGGUCACCAAUCAGUCCUUCCGCAUCACCAUCCUUCCACAGCAAUACCUGCGGCCAGUGGAAGACGUGGCCACAUCCCAAGACGAUUGUUACAAGUUUGCCAUCUCACAGUCCUCCACAGGCACUGUUAUGGGAGCUGUUAUCAUGGAGGGCUUCUACGUUGUCUUUGAUCGAGCCCGAAAACGAAUCGGCUUUGCUGUCAGCACUUGCCAUGUGCAUGAUGAGUUCAGGACAGCAGCGGUGGAAGGCCCUUUUGUCACCCCGGACAUGGAAGACUGUGGCUACAACAUUCCACAGACAGAUGAAUCAACGCUCAUGACCAUAGCCUAUGUCAUGGCUGCCAUCUGCGCCCUCUUCAUGCUGCCACUCUGCCUCAUGGUGUGUCAGUGGCGCUGCCUCCGCUGCCUGCGCCAUCAGCACGAUGACUUUGCUGAUGACAUCUCCCUGCUGAAGUGAGGAGGCCCAUGGCAGAAAACAGAGAUUCCCCUGGACCACAUCUGGGUGGUUCACUUUGGUCACAAGGAGGAGACACAGAUGGCACCUGUGGCCAGAGCACCUCAGGACCCUCACCCACCCACCAAAUGCCUCUGCCUUGACAGAAAAGAAGGAAAAGCAGGCAAGGUGGGUUACAGGCACUGCACCUGUAGGAAAAAGGAGAGGGAAGAAAAAAGCACUCUGGUGGCGGGAAUACUCUUGGUCACCUCAAACUUGAGUUGGAAAUUUCUGCUGCUUGAAACUUUAGCCCUGAACCUUCACCCACCAUCCCUUCAGAUUCUCCAACCCACAGUACUCUUCUUUUCUUAGUUCCAGAAGUACUGGUAUCAUGCCCAGGUUACCCCAGUGUGUGUGUCCCUGUGCUACCCUAGCAGAGAAAGGGCCAAUCUCGUUUCCCUGCUGGCCGAAGCCAGUAGGAGAAGGUGCACAGUUUGCUUUUUGCUUUAGAGAUAGGGACUGUAUGAACAAGCCUAACACUGGUGCAAAGGUUGCCUCUUGAAUUAAACAAAAAAUAAUUAGAUUGAAUGUUUGUACAAAUGGGGGUGGUUGGAAAGAGGAGAACGAGAAGGAGUACAGAGAGAGAGAACAGUUGGGAUCAAAGCUAGGAAAGGCAGAAACAUAACCACUUGCCAGUCCGUUUUAGACCUCAUCUCUAAGACAGAAUUCCAUCUCGUAAGAUGGGUGUUGUUUCCCAAUGUUUGCAUUUCUGCAGUUGAAGCCUGACCAAAAGUGAGAUAGGAAGAAAGGGCUUAUCUAGCCAAAGAGCUCUUUUUAGCUCUCUUAAAUGAAAAGUGCCCACUAAGAAGUUCCAUUUAACAAAGAAUUUCUAUCUUAUUAAUUCCACUUGUCUCUACCCAAACACUUUAUUCUAUAAAUGAUAGGGAGUGCUGAAAUAUCCCAAUCCUCUAAGCCCCAGGUGCCCUAUGGGAGAGCAAUUGGAUAGCAGGGCUGGGCUCUGCCUUUCUAGUUCACUGGUUCACUCCUUCCCCCAAAUCCCUAUUCCUCUAAAGCUUUGCAGCUGAGGUGCUAGAAGGAAUAGACAGGAGACCUCUCCUACCCAAUCCUUGAAAGCCUGAAGAAUCCUGAAGAUUCAUUCAUGUAUAGGGUUGACGCUCCCUAUACCUCUGCCUGGAUUUCUUCCUGUUCAGCUGCAAGGAGUGGUGAAGAUCUUUACAUAAUAGAUAUAGAGCAGUUUCAUUGCCUUCUCACCCUCUCUAAUGGCCCCUCCAUUUAUUCGACUAAGGCAUCACACAGUGGCAUUAGUAUUAUACUAAGAGGGUCGGAAACACAGGGCUUUCUGGUUCUAACAUCAUUGCAUUUGGUAUCAAGGUUGCCUGGAGAAAGGAUGGCAGCGUCAGGGCUUCCUUAUUUCUGUCACCACAAUAGCCACUUGAUGGAGGCCAUCUUUUUUCCCUAUACUGCUCUCUAAUCUCCACUCCUAAUAGUACAUGGAUACCCAGGCUGGUUCUUGGGCUAGGUAGUGGGGACCAUUACCUCCCUAUCAGUUCUAACACAGUAGACUAUGGUACCAGUGUUGGUGGGAAGAGCUGAACUUUCGUGGUAUACCCACUGGCCACAUCCUAUUUCUAUCUGGUCAACACAAUGCUUCCAGGUAUGGGAUGUGCCGAGUGUGGAAUCACCUGAUAAGGGAGAGGGAUAUACAAGGAAGUCCUCUGGAGUUCUUGGCCUCUGCCAGCUGCCCACAAGCCAUAAACCAAUAAAACAAAUACUGAGUCAGUUUU